This is a messenger RNA of Peronospora farinosa, 897 nucleotides long. The record is from the annotation of a GenBank genome assembly. Lineage: Eukaryota; Oomycota; Peronosporomycetes; Peronosporales; Peronosporaceae.
AUGGCCCUGGAGUCAAUUCCAGACGAAGACCGGUACUUCCGUCCAUCGCGCUACGUACUGGCGCGGAUUGUGUAUUGGUUGUCGACGUUCUACUCCACACUGGAUCUACUUGUGACAGUGUGCUGGCUCUCAUGGAUGCUGUGCGAGCUCAUCGAGGUGAAGAACAGUUGCAGGGUCCUCUGUCGCAGCAGCAAGGGCACUAAAGAAAAGGGCUCCAGUAUUUUCGACAAACGGCGGCCUCUGAUUGUGACAAUCUGGUCUCCCGAGACCAUUCAGAAGUAUGAAGAAAUGAAUCAGCGGCAAAUGAAGUAUGAUUACUAUCGACUCAAGUACUGGCGGUUUUCAUUGUGCUGCUUCAGGAGAAUGCAGCUGUCGUGCUUCAUGCGCGUCGCGUCCCAGUUUAAAGAGAUGUUGGACACAUUGGAAGGCGCUGGAGGGAUUGGAGGAUCAGGAGACGAUGCGAGUACGCAGACGCAGCUGCACGGAGAGAGUCGAUCAGUCGAUGGACUUUUCAAGCAGUUGGCCAAGACUUACACAUACUAUCUGGAAGUGUUUCAUGCUCAGCGCCGACUGACACACGCAAUCGACGACUACGACUUGUUGCUGAAGAACGCCGAGCUUCCGAUGGUAGCAGUUUUCUUCGUAGGGGUAUUUAAAUACCCUUUCGAGGUGAUGGUGCUGGAGAAAGACGCAGCCAUCUUGGACGGAGUUUUCCACGCCAACGUUACUGUCAUCAAGGAAGCUCUCCGUCGGGACGACUUGCGUCUUGAUAUUUACGACGCGCAAGGAGAUAAAAGCUUCAAGAAGUCAACGCGAUCAAAAGCUAAUGCUGCUGCUGCAGUUACUUUUGUUAUUCCCAACACCACUGAUGUACGUCAAUCAACAACGAAUGGAUGA